This is a messenger RNA of Papaver somniferum (opium poppy), 1881 nucleotides long. Its product is annotated as STI1-like protein. Gene Ontology annotation, molecular function: protein binding. The coding region runs from base 1122 to 1652 and encodes 176 amino acids. NCBI's taxonomy places the organism in Eukaryota, Viridiplantae, Streptophyta, Magnoliopsida, Ranunculales, Papaveraceae. The record is from RefSeq and is a predicted model, not a curated record. The transcript is spliced from 13 exons.
CUCUCUCCCUAAUUCCUUCUUCUCUGACAAUGGCGCAUCCUCCCAGAAAAGGGUCAGUCCUCAAAGCUGCUGCUGAAGAGAAACUCGACCAACUCAAAACGUCAGUCCUCAAAGCUGCUGAUGAAGGAAAAUUCGAACAACUCAAAAAAUGUGCAUCAGAACUAGACCAUGAACUGGGAGUUGGAUUACCAAUAAUACUUGGGAAUAUCCGGAAUGAAGGUGGUAGAGGUGCACUUCAUUUAGCUGCUGCAGGAGGGAGAUUAGAUGUUGUUAAGUACUUGAUUGAAGAUAUGAAAGCUUGAUAUCGAUGUCACAGAUAAUUCAGGCAAAACUCCCUUGUGGUGUGCAGCUAUACAAGGACGUUUGAGCACUGUAACAUAUCUUUUGAAAAUGGGUGCCAAUCCUGAAAUACCAAAUGGUACAGCUAUGUUUCCAUAUCUUCUGAAAGUGGGUAUCGAUCCUGAAAUACUAAAUGGUACAGAUAUGAUUCGAUAUCCUCUGAAAAUGGGUUCCAAUCCUGAAAUACCGAAUGGUACAGAUAUGGUUCCUAUGAAUCCUUUGCAUCAUGCCGCUGCGGAAGGACAUCAUGGUAUCAUAACCUUGUUACUUUCAAAAGGUGUCAACAUAGAUGUGUCAAAUGGUUUUGGCUCACCCCUGCUACAUGCUUGCGCUGUUGGCAGACACGAUACAGUUAAACUUCUUCUGGAUCACAAUGCCAAUCCCAAUUGGCUCGUCGGUGAGGCAGCUACUCCACUUCAGGCAUCCAUUUAUCCAAAUCUUGGCAAUGCGUGGAGACUUUACUCAAGGCAGGUGCUGAUCCAAAUGGUGGACCAGAUGGAAUGGAAGCUCUGUCAUAUGCUGCUGAAGUGGGGACAACACCAAUCAUCAAGCUACUGGUUGAAGCUGGUGCAGAUCCAAAUGUUACGAAUACUGUGAGUUAUAUGUAUGUUGGGUCUAUCUUCAUUUACCAGACCUGACUUACUGUAACAGGCAAUGCUUAAGGAGCAUUUUGCUUAACUUUAUAAAGCUCCAUGGGCCACAUUAGGGCGAUCAAAGGGAUAGUGUUGUCCACUGCAUCUUUGGGAUAGAAAGACGCAGCUGGUUUUUUUGACUUUGUUUAAAUGUAUGGACUAAAGCCAGUAGAAGUAGCAGCUCGUGCUGGUAAUCGUCAAGGUGUUGAGAUUCUUUUUGCCGUGACAUCUCCUAUUCCAUUUUAUGUGGACUGGAGCGUUGAUGGAGUGAUGGAGCAUGUAAAUUCUGAAAAGUUCAAAAAGAUGUUUCGUGAAGACAACGAGAUUUUUUUUCUUGACUCAAAAUCAAGGGGCACGAGUGCAUUCCGGAGAAAGGAGUACUCGCUGGCUGUAGAUUGGUACACUGAGGCCCUCAAAACGGAUCCUAGUGAUGCUGCUGUACUAUCCAACAGGAGUUUGUGCUUUGUCUAUUUGAAUAAGGGAAACUCUGCCUUAAAAGAUGCUACUCAAUGUGUGCUGGCAAGGCCAGACUGGCCAAAGGCUCAUUAUAGGAAAGGAGUAGCACUCAAACUAUUGAAUAGGCUUGACGAUGCAGCAGAUGCCUUUUUAGAUUGUUUGAAGUUGGAUCCUGAAAACAAAGAGCUUGAAGCUGCAUUCAGGGAGGUCUCUUUAGCUGGAUGAAGUCUGUCAGUGACUAGUCUGCCGGAUGAUUUAGUACUGUCCUCUUUAGAUCGUAAGGCUAAGUAGUACAUAUAUGGAAGCCCUUUUUUUUGUGAAAGUUUUAUACAAGCUAGUCAUCUAUAUUGUCAAAAAAUUAGGAACGGGCAAACAAUCUCUUGAACUGUAGUAGCUCUUGAAAGCCAUAUAUAUGUGUAAACAUCUGAGAUAGUGUGCCAAUUGGCAACUUAUU